This is a messenger RNA of Frankliniella occidentalis (western flower thrips), 2373 nucleotides long. Its product is annotated as rhythmically expressed gene 2 protein-like. NCBI's taxonomy places the organism in Eukaryota, Metazoa, Arthropoda, Insecta, Thysanoptera, Thripidae. The transcript is spliced from 2 exons. Bases 212 to 985 code for a protein of 257 amino acids. The record is from RefSeq and is a predicted model, not a curated record.
CCUCGGUUUGUUUACGUCGCCCUGCCGUCAGCUGAGCGUCGUCUGCUAGCACUGAAGGGUUAAAUUUAGGGAUUUGAGUGACAUUAGAGGGAAGUGCCUUUUUGACGUGAGUCGAAUGGUUUCAGUUGAUGAUCGGUCUUUAACAGAGAAGAGUAGUAAGAAGUGAUUAUUUUUAGAUCCACCCCACUUAUUGAAGGCGCAUCUUACUAAGAUGUCGAAGCUUCUGAAACUAAUAACUUUUGACUGCACCGAGACUCUUAUGAUGUUUCAUCCUCCUGUGGCCCAGAAAUAUACUGAAUCUGCUGAGAAAUUUGGGAUUUCAAUCGGUACUGAAGAUUUACUUUCACACUUUAGAGUUCAAUUCAAGGCAUUAAGUAAAAAUCACCCGAAUUUUGGGAGACACACAGGUUUGGGUUGGAAGUCUUGGUGGGGGCAGAUUGUAGUAAAUACUUUUAAAUCAGCUAACCCAUCUAUUAAGAAUCAUAAAGCUCUAGAGCAGCUUGCCUCAUUUCUUAUUGAGGAGUACCAGACCAAUCGGUGCUGGGCUUUAGCAGAUGGCGCUUGUGAUAUUUUAGACAUGUUGAAACAGAAGAAUAUUUCUAUUGGUGCUAUUUCAAACACUGAUGAAAGAUUAGAAAAUACUUUGAUGUCUUUAAAAAUUCAUUCAUAUUUUGAUUUUGUUCUGACAUCCUACUCAGCAGGUGUAAUGAAGCCAGACAAACAGAUUUUUGAUUUGGCAAGGAGCCAGAUUAAUGGUCAUGUUUCUCCUGGUCUUUGUGCACAUGUCGGGAAUUCUCUCAAAUUUGAUUAUUUAGGCGCCCAAAACGCCGGAUGGAACCCAAUUUAUGUGGGACCAGUUGAUGAUGAAGUUCUGAGAAUGGCAGCUUCCAACACUGUAUUUAAUAAUUUGGCAGAGUUGCAUUCAUAUUUGGAAAAAGUGUUGCCAGGUAUUGAUGAGAAUGAUGAUACAGCUUUAAUAAAAUAAAAUUAUAAGCCACCAUAUUAAUGUUUCUUCUUUAGUAGGCCCUAAAACUGACAGGUGAAUAUAGCAGGUAAUAAACAAAAUACUGAUUAUGUACUUUUUAUGUUUAUUUGUGUACAAAGCACAAUACCAAUACAUCUGUAAUUUACAUCUACAUGACGGGGGGAGUAGAAAAAAAGACAGAUCUACAAAAAACUUUUCAGAAGGAAAUUUCAUUUCAAUCAUAAUUUUAGUUUUCUACAAAUCCUACUCCAAAUGACGUUACAUUGCAAAGAGCCCUGGAGUAAUUUCCCUUCUGUAACUGGGUCUUUUACUCCAUAUCUGUAGUUGUUUCCUUUUUGAAUAUCACUUUUGAGUGAAUGGUUUCAAUUCUUUUCAAGGUGUUUUUCCUGACUUUGGUGGAGGUAGAAAAAAUAGAGAAUGAAGCCAAUAUCCAUGUAGUACCACAAUGUACUUCAGCUAGAGAAAAACAGCUAAGCAUGAGGAGGAAUAUUUGUGGUACAUGCUCUUAGAUCACAAGGACCAUUUCAUCACAAAACUCAGAGCUCCAAAUCUCCCUCAUACAUAGAUAUAAGUCUAUAUAUAAGUAUAUAUAAAAUCUUUUGUCACUUUACAGUCUAUAUAGAUUAAGUCUUAAUGAAAACGAAGUAACAUUGAUUGAAUAAGCAAUCAAGCUGUUUACAAUUGUAAGCAGGUAUUUUAAGUGCAAUAGUACGCAACAUAGACAAUUUGGCUUUUAGUUAAAAACAAAGAUAAACAUAGUAAACAACAAAGGCAUCAAGGGAAAUCGCCAUGCAGAGACUAGCGCAGCUACAGAGAAUUACUUAACAAAUGCACCAAAAAUCUAACUUACAAGAUUGCUUCUUCAAUGGAAAGAUUUAUAAAGUGACACAAAGCUGCUUGACAUUAAAAAAGAGAAUCUCAUACUUGUUUCACAUAUGUUUUAUCUUCCUUCUUCAAACUUUAUACAACCAUUUCAACAUUUUACAAUUAAAAUUUGAAGGGUUUUCCAACAUACACGUAUCACAUAAACUAUAUGAAUAUGAUCUGGUAAAAAUCACACUUAAAAUUCAAUUUGCAGAAGAUAUACAAAUACAAAAUGCUUUCUUGAAGGAGAGGAAGGAGAUCAAGGACGGGAAAGGAAGGGGAAGGGGAGCAGGCACUAAAGGAAAGUAUCGGUUUUUAACAGAGUUUGGGAAGCAGGAGCGAGGAGGAAGGGGAGAGGGAAGGGGGAAGGGAUUUGGGAUACUUGCUUGGCAGUAACAAGAAAAGUGUGAGCUCACACUUAUUGAUGCGAUACAUUUCUUACAAAUUUAAUAUAAAAAAGAAAUAAAGGAAUUCACAAAUAAAUAGAAGUAAUGCAGUGGUAGAUUUAAAAAAAAAAAUUAAAA